AAUGGCUUUACUGCUGUGACGUAAAUUUAGCAAAUCGAAACUGAAGUUUUGACAUCCUGAAACGAGGCUGCAAAAGACUAGGGGCGUCAAUCGUCCAGCUUGAAAAAAUAACACGUUUUUUCUUUAUCAAAUUUGGAUCAUGGCCCUAAAUUCAGACAAGUUGCUGCAGUGUGGCGCCUGCUUUUGUAGCAUCACCUCCCCCAAGCUGCUCUCCUGCCUGCACAGCUUCUGUGAGACAUGUUUGAAUGAUCAGGACGGGUGUCAGGUUGUCACCUGCCCCACCUGCCACCAGCCCACCAAGAAGGCUGAGGUGAAGGACAACAAGCUUUUAUCUGACCUGCAAAGCAAACUGGACAUCCUGAAGCAGAUAGCCAGGGGCAGUGACCUGUCCUGCUCUUGCUCUAAUGCCUCGGCGAGGUCCAUGUGCUUCGAGUGCGAGAAGUUUCUGUGCCAGAAGUGUUUUGAAGGCCACCAGAUGUUCCUAGAGAAGGAAAAUCACUCAAUGGAGAGCUUGGAGUCCCUGAAAGUGAUGAGCUCCCAGGAAUUCCUGGCCACUGCUCGGAAAAUAAGGGUGCCCUACUGCCCCGACCACGACAAACAGACGAUCAGCAUCUUCUGUCGAACCUGUUCCAAGUCCAUUUGCACCACAUGCACUGUACUGAUGCACAAGCCUCCCGAUCAUGAGUACAGGGACAUCAAGCAAGAGGCCCAAGAGCAGAAGGAUAAUCUUGCUAAAAUGUGCACUAAGCUGUGUAAGAAAGAGGAUGCCUUUGAAGAAAUCUUGAAGAAGCUGUUGAAUCUGAAGGGCGACCAUUGGUCCCGAAAGAGGGAGCUGGAAGAACAGAUCAAGGUGUCAGUGAAAGAAGCUGUGAGGAAGGUGGAGCAGAAAGGAGAAGCCCUCUUGAAAGAGCUGGAGGGAAUUCACAAGGGCAUGGAUGCCAAGAUGAGUAAGAAGCUGCUUCACAUGGAGGAUGUGCAGAAGAGAAUUGAAGGCAGCAAGGAUCUGUUGGAGAACAUGAUCAAGUACGCCACUGAUGAAGAAGUGAUGGAGAUGCAGACGUUUGUGAAAUCGUCCCUGCAGCAGCUCCAGAGAAGUAAGCCUGGGAAUGCAGACGCACUGGACUUCACAGUAGAGUUUAAGAAAACUGACCUGGAGCCGCUCAACCUAUUGGGCAGCCUAGUGGUUCAUAAAGAUAUGGCGACAGGAACAAAUUUGGAGGCUUCAACAUCGAUCAAGAUUAAAAGAGAGAGGCAGGAUGAUGAAGACAUUAAACCUGGAACAUCUUUAGCCUCUGAACUACCACCCAAGCGCCCUUACACACCUUCUCUUGAAAAGCCAGGUUUCAGUCCAGCUGCACUGAAUGCUUUACCUCCUAAUGUUAGACAACAAACUGACUUAAACAUAUUAACAGAUGAUUCCCUACUGGAUUGCAAUGAUGAUGAAUGUGAAGAGACACAAUCUGGGACCUCUGACAUGCUGAAUAGUGAUGAUGAGAAUGAUGGGGGUGCGAGUGCCUCCCAGUCACACCUGAGCAGCUCUUUCUUCAAACCCAACCUCAACAUAGAAAACUGCACCCUUGUGUUUUUUGAUUUGAAGACCACUGGACAAGAACAAGCACCUGAUAUUAUCCAGCUGUCCGCUAUCAGCCAAUUCAAGGCUUUUGUUGUCUCCAUACUACCCCAGCAGAUCGAAGGAGGUGUCAAUGUAGUUCAAACCCGCACUGAGGCCCUGACUGCCUUCCUGGCCUUCCUCCACAUGCUGGUUCAGCCUACAAUACUAGUAGGGCACAACAUCUGGAAGAUGAAGUGCCCCAUUCUGUGUAGGCAUCUUGAUGAACUCGGCCUGAAAGAUGAGUUACAGGAGUUAGUGUCCGGCUUUCUGGACACUGAAUCUUUGGCUAGAGACAACUUAAAAGGUAAAGACAUCAAGAAGUUUUCCCAGCAAGAUCUGUCAAAGAUGUUGCUCAAAAAAACAUAUCCAGCGCACAACACUUUAGAAGCAGUCAAAAAUUUGCAGGAACUCUACCAAUCCUUACGCCCUGCACAAGAGAAGCACCUGUUCUCGCUUGUUCAGUUGGAAGCUCACAUGUCUCUGCAGCCUCUAGUCCUGGCGAUGGCUGUCACUAAACCCUCAGCUCAGACACUGGCUCAACAGGGUAUCAGUUUUGAGACCUUGAAGCAAGCAUAUCAGAAAGAUCCUAAAAAGGGCUUGAAGCAUUUGUUGAGACAUCUAGGCAAUGAGCUGGGUCCCAACAAACUUUCUACAACCAUUAGACAUACCCAGGCCUUUUUUUUAUCAAAGCUAGCGCAUUAGAGAUGGGUAAUUCAAGAUGAUUGUUUCAGGGUUAGUGAAAGUGAUUUCAGACACAGACAAUAAAUUGAAUAAAGGUUUAUUAACUUAUGAUAACUAGUUUGACUGCCAUGAUACAAAAGUUUUAAUCAUUCUAUUAAAAUAUUUGUUAAAUCAAAUAAAGAGAGAAAAUACUCCAAUGCAGUGAUAACAUACAGAUUUAGACAGGAAAUUUGUAGCAGUUUAUUAUUAUUAUUAUUAUUAUUAUUAUUAUUAUUAUUAUUAUUAUUAUUAUUUAUUUCUUAGCAGACGCUGUCUGCUAAGAAAUUAUACAUUUUUUCACAUUAUACAGAUAUCACAUUAUAUGAUUUUAUGAUUGGGCUGUCAGUUUCAGAAAUAGCACUGCCAACCAAUACAAGUUUCCCAUAGUAAAAGUAAAGAAUUCGAGGGGAAAGGUAAAGCAUAUUAAUAAACAUGACAAACCAGGGUAAACUAUGGUAAAUGCACAGUAUAACCAUGGGAAAAGCAUGGAAAAACAGCAAAAAAUACCAUGGUAAACUUUUAUAAGGGAAAUCCUGAUCGCUCAAACAUAUGUAAAGAAAUAUUCAUUUUUUUAUGUGUUUUCUACAUUUUUUAAGAAUUAGUUAUUGUUUUAGGUAUUUUCUUUAGUAGAUCAUUGGAAAAUAACACUCAGAUGGCCAUUGCAGUUACUUUGCCCUUGUCAUAAGCAGUGAAAAGGUUUUAAUUUGGCGUACCUGCAAUUCUCAGUAUUCACAGAGGUAGUGCUCUCUUCAGUAGCACUGUUUCCUAGAAUUAACACAGACUCAACCUCUACUAAACUCCAGCUCUCACUUCCUACUGUAUAUGGCCUGGAGCUCCCCAGUCACUUCUAGCAGACUCGUGUACUGGUAUGACCACCCAUCCAUCCAUUAUCUGUAACCGCUUAAUCCUAUCGAGGGUCGCGGUGAGCCAGAGCCUAACCCGGCAGACACAGGGCGCAAGGCAGGACUACACCCUGGAGGGACGCCAGUCCAUCGCAGAGCAACUAAGGGGCAAUUUAGAGAGUCCAAUCCACCUAGCCAGCAUGUCUUUGGACUGUGGGAGGAAACCGGAGUACCCGGAGAAAACCCAAACGAACACGGGGAGAACAUGAAAACACAGACACAGGCCAGAAUCGAACCCAGGUGUACUGGUAUGUGACAAAUAUAAAAUAAUAAUGUAACCUUAACAAUAAAAAUAAAAAGUUUAUAGCAUUUUGGGAUGCCUAAUACUUUUAAUAAAAUAUUGUCUUUGAGUGAAAUUUCUGUGUGCUG
Molecule: messenger RNA, 3603 nt
Organism: Acipenser ruthenus (sterlet)
Lineage: Eukaryota; Metazoa; Chordata; Actinopteri; Acipenseriformes; Acipenseridae
Product: protein PML-like
Exons: 8
Coding region: 140-2314 (724 amino acids)
Biological process (GO): positive regulation of DNA-templated transcription
Cellular component (GO): nucleoplasm; chromatin
Molecular function (GO): zinc ion binding; nucleic acid binding; ubiquitin-protein transferase activity
Source: RefSeq, a predicted model, not a curated record